AACUGGGGGGGGGGGGGUUGUAGGUUUCACAGAGCAACCAUGGGUCAGCAUCUUCACAGAGCAAUCAUGGGUCAGCUGGUUUGUCUGUCUGCACUUCUAAGGGCGAGUGCCCUGCGCUCUGAAAACUAGCCUCACAAAUCCCCAGGGCCAGGGGACCUACAGGCCUGCCACAAGUGAGCACACUAGGAGAGAGUGUCACACACAGACACACACACACAUGCCUCACUAAGGAGCACCUUGAAUGAGAACUCGCAUAAGGUGCCCAAAGCAGAAAGACCUGGGGGAGUGGACCCCCCUGUUGUAUUUCAGUGUGCUAUUUAUUGAUUGAUUUAUUGUAUUUCUAGCAGUAGGAGCAAAUAAUAACGCCCCCCCUCGCCCCCCCAGAAGGGUUUUAUCAGCCCAGGCUCUCUGCUGGCAUGCUGCCUCAGAGCACUUUGCUGACUCACACAGGCUCAGUCCAGGCAUGGGUGGUGGCAGUUUUUAGAUAAAUGGUUUAAAGGGAGCUAUCAAGGCCUGGCCAGACUUGAUUCAGUAUAUCCCUUGCCAACACCCUUUGGCCAUUGUGUGGCCUCCUGGGGCCUGAUCCUGCCAGCCAUUAUGCGUAUGAAAACCGAUGUAGGGGAGUAGCUGCCAUCAGGUUCCCCCGCUCUCUGCUUGUGUGUGAAGUUAUUCACAUAUAUAAGCAUUCGCAGGACCUGUAGGCUGUAAAUAAAUGCAAAGUAAUGCACGUUGGAAAACAUAAUCCCCACUGUGCAUAUAAAAAGAUGGGGUCCAAAUUAGCUGUUACCAUGCAAGAAAGAGAUCUCAGAGUCAUGGCAGAUAGUUCUCUGAAAACAUGUGCUCUAUGUGUAAGAACAGUCAAAAAAGUGAACAGAGUUUUAGAACCAUUCGGGAAGGGAUAGAUAAUAAGACACAAAAUAUCAUAUUGCCUCUGGAUAAAUCCAUUGGAUUUCCAAAACCUUGAAUACUGCGUGCAGAUGUGGUUACCCCAUUUAAAAAAAAAAGAUCUAUUGGAAUUGGAAAAGGUUCAGAAAAGAGCAAAAAAAAAAUUAUUAGGGGUCUGGAACAGCUUCCAUAUGAGGAGAGAUUCAUAAAACUUGGACUGUUCGGCUUGGAAAAACGAUGACUAAGGGGGGAUAUAAUAGAAGUCUAUAAAAUCAUGAUGGGUGUGGGAAAAGUAAAUCAGGAAGUGUUAUUUAGUCCUUCUCAUAACAGAAGAAUUAGGGGUCACUCAAUGAAAUUAAUAGGCUGUAUGUUUAAAACACACAAAAGGAAGUAUUUCUUCCCAUAACGCACAGUCAACCUGUGGAACUCCUUGCCAGAGGAAGUUGCUACGGCCAAGACUAUAACAGUCUUUAAAAGAGAACUACAUAAGUUCAUGGAGGACAGGUCCAUUGGUGGCUAUUAGUCAGGAUGGGCAGGGAUAGUGUCCCUAGCCUCUGUUUGCCAGAAGCUGGGGAUGGGCUACAGAGGAUGGAUCACUUGAUGAUUCCCUGUUCUGUUCAUUCCCUCUGGGGCACCUGGCACUGGCCACUGUCAGAAGAUAGGACACUGGGCUAAAGGGAAUUAGUCUGACCCAGUAUGGCCUUUCUUAUGUAACCUGGCAUGAGAGUGGGACAGCACUUUCCUUCCUGGCUGCACAGGGCCUGCUGCUUUCAGGUGAAUAACCAUGAGAGUAACAGAGACAUUCUUUAUUGUCAAGGAGAACUGGAAAGAACAAAGGAAAAUGGAAUCCUAUAGCAGCAACAUGCAAUGGAUACUCCCCUCCCCACCCCCACCUCCCGCCAACCUCCUUCCCACUACCAAAGCUGCAUCUGCAAAGGACCCCUCACUCGUCACCAUGGUGCACUGGACAGCCGAAGAGAAGCAGCUCAUUACCAGCCUGUGGGGCAAGGUCAAUGUGGAGGAAUGCGGCGGCGAAGCCCUGGCCAGGCUGCUGAUCGUCUACCCCUGGACCCAGAGGUUUUUCUCUGCCUUCGGGAACCUCUCCAGCCCCACCGCCAUUAUGGGCAACCCCAAGGUCCGUGCCCACGGCAAGAAGGUGCUGACCUCCUUUGGGGACGCCGUGAAGAACCUGGACAACAUCAAGGCCACGUACGCCAAACUGAGUGAGCUGCACUGCAACAAGCUGCAUGUAGAUCCCGAGAACUUCCGGCUCCUGGGUGACAUCCUCAUCAUCGUCCUGGCCACCCGCUUUGCGAAGGAGUUCACCCCUGCCUGCCAGGCUGCCUGGCAGAAGCUGGCCAGCGUGGUGGCCCACGCACUGGCCCACCAGUACCACUGAGCCCUCGGCAGGGACCCGCAGGGCAGAGAGAGCUUGCUUCGUUCCAGGCCCCUCCGCACCCUGGAGGCUGGCAGGCUGUAACAGUCAAAUAAAAUCCUUGCACUGCAGCCUU
Molecule: messenger RNA, 2396 nt
Organism: Gopherus flavomarginatus (Mexican gopher tortoise)
Lineage: Eukaryota; Metazoa; Chordata; Testudines; Testudinidae
Product: hemoglobin subunit beta
Exons: 4
Coding region: 1670-2284 (204 amino acids)
Biological process (GO): oxygen transport; hydrogen peroxide catabolic process
Cellular component (GO): haptoglobin-hemoglobin complex; blood microparticle; hemoglobin complex
Molecular function (GO): oxygen binding; heme binding; oxygen carrier activity
Source: RefSeq, a predicted model, not a curated record